Molecule: messenger RNA, 2177 nt
Organism: Protopterus annectens (West African lungfish)
Lineage: Eukaryota; Metazoa; Chordata; Ceratodontiformes; Protopteridae
Product: gastrula zinc finger protein XlCGF57.1-like
Exons: 1
Coding region: 87-1781 (564 amino acids)
Biological process (GO): regulation of transcription by RNA polymerase II
Molecular function (GO): DNA-binding transcription factor activity, RNA polymerase II-specific; RNA polymerase II cis-regulatory region sequence-specific DNA binding
Source: RefSeq, a predicted model, not a curated record
GUAAUACAGAUUUCCUUGAGAUCCAGAGUCUGCAGUCUACAAACAGGAAACACCAUGAAUCUGAAAAUGGCAAAGAUCUCAGAGAUAUGCCGUCCAUCAGAUGGCAACACCUGGUACAGACUAAAACCAGACACCUGAACUGUUUGAAAAGUAAUGAGGACUUAAUCAAGAAAAUUAAACCAGGAGUGCGUGCAGAAGAACGGAAGUGCAAGCCAUUUAAUGACAGCAACGUGCCAUUUCCUGAUAGCAGCGAUUUAACUGCUGAUGUAAGUCAUGGUGGAAAAAGAGAAAAGGAUACCUUAGCAACACAUAAGCACACACCUGGCAGAGAUAAACUAUAUAAGUGUACUACAUGUGACAAGAGUUUUACAAGUGAAAAAGGUUUAGCAGUACAUAAAAAUAUUCACACUCGUGACAGAUGUUCUGUACAAAAGUCAAGCAUGAAUCACCAUAAACUAGCCCACAGUGGAAAAUCAUAUAAAUGUGACACCUGUGAUGCAGAAUUUGGAGAUAAGAGAAGUCUGGUGGAGCAUCAGAGUGUUCACACGGGACAAAAACCCUAUAAAUGCACCAUGUGUGAUAAGAGAUUUAUACAGAAGGGUAACAUGAUGACCCAUAUGAGUAUCCACACUGGGCAGAAACCUUUUAAAUGCAAUAUGUGUGAUAAAAGUUUUAGACUGAAGGGAAAUAUGUUAAGUCAUCAGAAGACUCACAGUGGGCAGAAGCCCUAUAAAUGUACCGCAUGUGACAAAGGUUUUGCUGAUAAGAGAAAAUUGGCGGUGCAUGAGAGUGUUCACACUGGGCAAAAACCCUAUAAAUGUAACCUGUGUGAUAAGACGUUUAGACUGAAGGGUAAUAUGGCACGUCAUCAGAAGGUCCACAUUGGGCAAGAACCCUAUAAAUGUACCAUAUGUAAUAAGACUUUUAGACACAAAAAUUCAAUGAUUAGACAUCAGAGUGUCCACACCGGGCAGAAACCGUAUAUGUGUAGCACAUGUAAUAAGGGUUUUGUUGAUAAGUCAAGUCUAGUGGUUCAUCAGAGUGUGCACACGGGGCAGAAACCAUAUAAAUGCACCAUCUGUGAUAAAACUUUUAGACUGAAAGGUAGCUUGGUAAACCAUCAGAGUGUACACACUGGGCACAAACCCUAUAAAUGUACUGUAUGUGACAAGACUUUUGUAGAUAAGAGAUGUCUGACAGCACACCAGAGUGUCCACACGGGGCAUAAACUCUAUAAAUGUGUCACAUGCGAAAAAGGUUUUACAAGUAAGAGAAGUCUAGCAGUUCACCAGAUUGUUCACACAGGGCAAAAGCCGUAUAAAUGCACAAUGUGUGAUAAGAGCUUCAUCCAGAAGGUUAACAUGCUGAGCCAUCAAAGGAUUCACAGUGCGCAUAAACCUUUUAAAUGCAUGAUGUGUGAUAAGAGCUUUAGGUACAAAAGCAAUAUGGUAACACAUCAGUAUAUUCACACUGAGCAUAAACCUUACAAAUGCACAAUGUGCGAUAAAAGUUUUAAAUUCAAAAGCAGUAUAGUAACACAUCAGUAUAUUCACACUGGGCAAAAACCGUAUAAAUGCACGAUGUGUGAUAAGAGUUUCAGACUGAAGAGUAAUAUGAAAAGUCACCAAAGAGUUCAUACUGGGCAGAAGCCGUAUAAAUGUACCACAUGUGAUAAGCGUUUUAGAUAUAGGAGUGGUUUAAAUAGGCAUCAGAGAAUCCACACCGUGCAGAAAGCUGAUGUUUGGCAAACAUCAGUGAUUAAAGCAAAACUGAUUUCAUGAACUUUAAUUACAACUUGACUUAUAAAUGAACUCUGUUACUGUCACAUUAUUAAGAAGAGCAAUUAAAGGCAAUGCACAGACCUUGUAAGUGUAGAAAGCUCCUAAAUGGAAAACUCCAAGCCCAGAUGCAGUACCUAACUUCUGUGUAAAAGUAUUAACAUUGUUGCAUGAAGGCUUAACCAUAAGAACUACUUAUCUUCGCAUGCCUAACAGCAGGAAAAACAAUAUUCAUCCUUAAGAGUGAACCUGCAAGCAGUCUAAAAACUAUAUACCAAUAACUCACCUUCCAAUCAUGUAUAAACCAUUUACUGGAAUUGAUGCUGACAGAGUUAAUAGGCAUUUAGAAGAGAGCUCAGUCAUGGCAACAGAACAAAAGAUAAAAGAAAGUCAUAUGGA